AUGAUGGCUAAUUUCACCCUGAGUGGGUUUCUACUGAUGGGAUUUUCUGUCAAGCCUGAGCAGAAAAUCAUACUUGCUUCUGUGUUCUUAGUCUUAUACCUAGUGGCAGUGACUGGCAACAUCCUCAUUAUCACCGUGACUUCCACGGACAGUGGUCUCCACUCACCCAUGUAUUUCUUCCUGAAACAUCUCUCCUUUCUGGAUCUGUGCCACAUUUCAGUGACGGUGCCAAGGCUUAUUUGCGAUUCUUUCAUGCACAGUGGCUACAUUUCCCUCGGGGAAUGCAUAGCACAGUGUUUUGCUUUCACUCUCUGUGCUUCUGCUGAGGUAUCCAUGCUGACAGUGAUGUCUUAUGACCGGUAUGUGGCCAUCUGCCUUCCGCUGCACUAUGACAUCAUCAUGGACGUCAGCAAAUGUAUCUACGGAGUCUUAGGUGUCUGGCUUAGUGGGAUCAUAUCAGGAACUAUGCAAACAGCUGGAACUUUCUCUAUUCGCUUCUGUGGCUCCCAUGUCAUUCACCAGUUCUUCUGUGACAUCCCCCAGCUCCUGAAACUCUCUUGUUCGAAUGAGUACAUCAGAGAGGUCAGGGUCAGUGCCUUCCUGGCUGUUGUGGCCUUUCUUUGUGUCACCUUCAUUGGACUGUCCUACAUCCAGAUUUUCUCUACUGUGCUGAGGAUGCCGUCUGCUGAGGGCAGGGCUAAGGCUUUCUCCACUUGCCUUCCCCACCUUGCUGUUGUGAUUUUAUUCAUUUCAACAGGCUCUAUUGAGUAUCUCAGGCCCCCUUCUGACUCUCCCAGUGCACUGGAUAUUUUGCUGUCUAUUAUGUACACUGUUGUGCCCUCCACACUCAACCCAGUGAUCUACAGCCUGAGAAACCAAGCCAUGAAGGCAGCUCUGAGAAGAGUUUUCCAAUGA
Condylura cristata (star-nosed mole) is the source of this 915-nucleotide messenger RNA. Its product is annotated as olfactory receptor 14J1-like. Gene Ontology annotation, molecular function: G protein-coupled receptor activity; olfactory receptor activity; odorant binding. Gene Ontology annotation, biological process: G protein-coupled receptor signaling pathway. The record is from RefSeq and is a predicted model, not a curated record. NCBI's taxonomy places the organism in Eukaryota, Metazoa, Chordata, Mammalia, Eulipotyphla, Talpidae. Bases 1 to 915 code for a protein of 304 amino acids. The transcript has a single exon. Gene Ontology annotation, cellular component: membrane.